AUGGAGUCAACCGCUGUCUCCGCCAUAAAGGGCGAUAAACUGAAGGAUUCAGCGCAAUGGAGGAAUUGGUUCGCACGAAUCAAGAUAUACGCACGCCAGAAGAAGGUGUGGGAUCUGGUGAACCCUCAGAUUGAGGAAGACUAUCAGGAAGAACCCAUUCGCGAGCUACGAAUGCCUUAG
This is a messenger RNA of Penicillium subrubescens, 180 nucleotides long. RefSeq lists its product as uncharacterized. The record is from RefSeq and is a predicted model, not a curated record. The coding region runs from base 1 to 180 and encodes 59 amino acids. NCBI's taxonomy places the organism in Eukaryota, Fungi, Ascomycota, Eurotiomycetes, Eurotiales, Aspergillaceae. The transcript has a single exon.